Messenger RNA from Pseudoliparis swirei, 4240 nucleotides. Its product is annotated as rab5 GDP/GTP exchange factor-like. NCBI's taxonomy places the organism in Eukaryota, Metazoa, Chordata, Actinopteri, Perciformes, Liparidae. The coding region runs from base 14 to 1534 and encodes 506 amino acids. The transcript is spliced from 8 exons. Gene Ontology annotation, cellular component: endocytic vesicle; cytosol. Gene Ontology annotation, biological process: vesicle-mediated transport. The record is from RefSeq and is a predicted model, not a curated record. Gene Ontology annotation, molecular function: DNA binding; guanyl-nucleotide exchange factor activity; small GTPase binding.
GUUGUCCAGCGUCAUGAGUCAGCGAACUGAACGGCGGGGGGGGAUACACGUGGACCAAUCGGACCUGCUGUGCAAAAAGGGAUGCGGUUACUAUGGCAACGCGGCGUGGCAGGGCCUGUGCUCCAAGUGCUGGAGGGAGGAGUACCAGCGGGUACGGCAUCAACAGAUCCAGGACGACUGGGCCUUGGCGGCAAAGUUGCAGCGGGAGGAGGAGGCAGCGUAUGCCAGUAGUCAUGGAGCGCAGACACAGCCCCAGUCCACAGCGCCACAACCACACCCGGGCCACGCCUCCCUGGGACCCUUCUCCAAGUUUGAGGAGAAGAAGACCAACGAGAAGACACGAAAAGUGACCACCGUUAAGAAGUUCUUUAGUCCCUCGUCGCGGACUGCUCCAAAAAAAGAUACCCCAGAGGGCAAGACGCCCAGUCCGUCAAUCAGCCGCCGGGCCAGCUUCGAUACAGACCAGGUGACCAAGGACUUUGCGGACUUCCUGAAAAGCCUCCAGAAGCCCGGCCGGGAGAUCCAAAAGCAGUGCCGGGCCUUCAUCGUGAACAUGUCGGGCAAGAAGGACUUGGGUGCUGACGAGCUGUCGGAGUGCGUUCAAGAUUUCUACCAGAACUUGGCCGACCGUCUGAUGGGUCACUUUAAAGGCUCCUCAGAGUCUGUGGAGCAGGUGAUGGACCAAGUGGAAAAGUACAUCAUGACUCGUCUGUACAAGAGCGUGUUCUGUCCAGAGACCACGGAUGAUGAGAAAAAGGACUUGGCCACACAGAACAGGAUAAGGGCGCUCCACUGGGUGACCAUCGAGAUGCUCUGUGUUUCCAUGGACGAAGAAAUUCCUGAAGUCUCCGAGAAUGUGGUCAAAGCGAUAACAGACGUCAUUGAGAUGGACUCCAAGAGGGUUCCCCGGGACAAACUCACCUGCAUCACGCAUUGCAGCAAACAGAUCUUCAGCGCCAUCAGGACCACGAAGAACGAGCCGGCUUCAGCGGACGACUUUCUGCCCGCGCUCAUCUACAUCGUGCUCAAAGCCAACCCUCCGCGCCUCCAGUCCAACAUCCAGUACAUCACCCGCUUCUGUAACCCCAGCAGGCUGAUGACCGGAGAGGAUGGAUACUACUUCACCAACCUGUGCUGUGCAGCGUUCGCCGAAGUUGGGCAGUCUACGCUCAGUCUCAACUCUUCCCGGAGUUUCGCGGAGUUGGCGCUACGGGCCAAGCCGCCGCGAUGCAGCGCCUCGAGGCGACGAGCCGCCGCCGCCGCGCCCCGCGCCCGCCCCCGCCUGGCUCAGCUGAAUCACAACCUGGAGCUGCUGUCGGGCCUCGGCAGCCGGCAGCAGGCGCUGAUGGAGGCCGCUCAGAGCCUGCAGGCCGACCUCCUCUCCUGGCCCGCGGGCGUGCAGCGGGAGGUGGACGACGUCCUGGAGAGGUACCCUCUGGAGGUCCCGCCUCGCGCCGCGUCGGCCGGCGACGACGACGACGCGGACGGCGACGACCCGCCGCCGCCGCUCACGCCCCAGGUGUUCGCCGGGUAGCGGCGUCUUGAGAACUUUCCACGCACAGCGAUGGUGCUCCUGCUUUCACGAAAAGUCGAGCUCAUCGCCUGCGCUUUGAGUUUCGUGGGAACGCCCCACACAGACUAAUAUAGAUCACGAUGAGCUUCGUGUGCAGCUUAAACGCCUCGUGUCUCCGGAAUGUAUUGUUUAUGAACAGCAGCGAGACGCAAAUUAGCACCUUCGGCCGACAGCGCGUAUCGAGGCGGUGCCGAGCUUCAGUGCGGAGGUACCUUUAAGGAACGUUUUCUUUUAUUGCUACUUGAUACUUUUACUCCACUACAUUUUAAAAAGAAGUACCAGAGAGCACAGUACCAAUAUGUAUUUGAUAUGUUUCGUUGCCUUGCGGAUUGAGAUUAAUAAUGCAGAAUGUAACCAGUUCAUACAUUAUAAUGUACCAGUGUUGGUUAAGAUACCCAGCAGUAUAGAAAGUACCUGACGUUCGUUCCACGGCUGCUUCAUGAAAGCGACGAACGCCUCAAUGCAUCACAAACUAGAAGCCAGCGACUGAAAUGUCUCUUGAACUUCCUGUCGGUUCGUAAACGUGAGAGCAAAGAGAGAAUAGAUGAGAAUAUGUUUCAGUAACUCUUUAUUAAAAAGGAACAAAAUCAAAGGGAGUAAACAAUACUCAACCCUCCUGUUACCUUCAAAUGUACUAACAUCUUUUACCAUUGGGGCCAAUUUGACCCCAGCAAUUAAAACCUCCAGAAAAUGAUUAGAAUUAAUAUUGUUUCCCAAGUUUAAGUGUCAAUAGCCCUUUAAAUAAAUAAAAAAGUUGAUAUUUCUGAUAUGUUUUACACAGUGAAAAACAGCCUGGGGUCAAAUUGAACCCAAAGAACUCCGAUGGGUACAAGUUGUGUUCAGGACAGUGAAAAUAUAUCAUCAUGUACAUUUUAUGUUUUCCCAGUUGUCCCCAAUAAAUUAGGAAAAGUCAUGAAAUAUGAAGCAAAAAAAAUGAUGUCAAUCAUUUAUUUAGAGACGUUAAACAUUGAAUGGGGUCACAACAGGAGGGUUAAGGAAGCUCUGAGUGUUCGGAGGCUCGCGAGCUCGUUGUGGCCUUUAUGGUUAUUCUGCUCAACUGUCACGUUUUUUUAGAAACCACAGAAUCUGUUUCGUCUGGAAAAGCAAGUAGAAACUUCGGUUUAUUGCCGAUGCGUUGGCGUUUCGGUUUGCCUCGUUAUUUCUGUUUUUAGUGGUUGGUUUUCUUUUUUCUUUCCCUCCAAUAGAGCGGUGGGGUGCCACCACGUAUCCUGGACCACAAAGGAAAAUAUAUACAGCAGUCAGUUUGAAUUGUGCCAUGAAUUACACGUAUAUGUGUUAAUUUAAAAGACAGUUUUGCUCAUCGGGAAAGUCACAUUUUGAUGGAAAACAGUGAAAAGAUGUCACGUUUCAUACCAGAAUGUGACGUUGGCUGCAAAGACAACGGGUCUUGCUCGGUCUUUUAUCUUACCCGAUGAUUUUUAAGAAAAGAGUCGCCGGUUAAACAUCGGGUAAGAUAACGUUAUAUUUGUGCGUUACCUGACUAUCAAGCUACGGUGACGUGUUGCUGACGUACAUUGUGCGAGACGAGAGAGGUAACGUCGGCUCACUGAGGGGUUUCACUCAAAUCUAAAUGCUACAACAAACUGAAACUUUCUUGACUUUCUAAAUUGAUCAAAAUUAUAUUUGACUAACGUACAACUCUUUUUCCAAAACCAGAAGGGGAGGGACUAAAUAUACUGUUUUGUUGAACUUUUUUUUCAUACGUUUAAUAUUUUGAACUGAAAUGUAACACAUUUAGUCAAGUAGCAAAUGAACUUUAACGAGGCUUUUGAAUUGUAUAUAUUUUGUCAACACUAUAACGUUUAAACUAUGUUUUUAGAGUCAGCUUAAUGCAUUUCAUGAUGAAUCUGUGUUUGAAUGCAAAAAGCACGUUUUAUGAAAGAAAACUAUGUAAAAUGUGUUUAAAAUAUUGAUUAUGUUAUUUUCCUGUGACGUACUGUAUAAUAACGGACUGGUGUCCGAUUGUCAGCUGCACAACUACUGGUUUUGUUUUUAUGUCGUUUGCUUUAGAGUCUUUGUAGUGUUUUUUUGUUCAGUGGCUAGUGUUGAAUUAAAAGCCUGUAAAAUGAUAACUAAGCUACUCAUCAAGGCCCUGUUUAGCAUCUGUGGUUCAACUAAUCCAGAUUUACGGUGAUUAUUAUUUUGAGCUUAAAUUAUCCUGUUAAUUCAAAGAGCUAACUUGGUUCUUUGAUGUCAGUUGUUUAAUUGAUUUUAUUUAAAAUGAAGCUUAAGUUAUUUGAAAAAAAACAGUGUUCUCCUAUUAUGAAAUAAAAAACACCAUGAAUAGAAGUCAAACUGUUUAUAUUAAUGUAAUUAUACAAUAAUAUUUGGGUUUAGUGACACAGGCAGUGCAGAAGACAGGAAGUAUCCAUACAAUUUGUUGACAGAUAUUGUGAAAUGUGAAAUAAAUUGAGAACAAAAUCUUCAUCUCCGAUAAAAGCAGAUAUCAUAUGAAUGAAUCUGAAAGUGGAAUAACAGGAAGUAAUUGUUUAUCCACAUCAGUUUCUGGGUUCUCCAUCGCGUUUGAGCAAGAUGACGUAGAAACAUCCUCUUGACAUAUUACUGAAAUUGACCAUUUAUUCCAAAUGUACUGGGUUUGCAACCCUGUUGAGCUUUCUGGCAUAAUAAUUAAAGUUAUGGUGCGUU